This is a messenger RNA of Cannabis sativa, 2088 nucleotides long. RefSeq lists its product as uncharacterized. Gene Ontology annotation, biological process: intracellular protein transport; endoplasmic reticulum to Golgi vesicle-mediated transport. NCBI's taxonomy places the organism in Eukaryota, Viridiplantae, Streptophyta, Magnoliopsida, Rosales, Cannabaceae. Gene Ontology annotation, cellular component: endoplasmic reticulum; endoplasmic reticulum membrane. The transcript is spliced from 2 exons. The record is from RefSeq and is a predicted model, not a curated record. Bases 1214 to 1876 code for a protein of 220 amino acids.
AUUCAAUGCACUUAUUAUUGAAGUGAAAAUUCUCUCCAAUUCCUUCUAUACCCGCCGCCCACUCUCCAUUUUCUUCCUUCUCUAAUUUUUCAUGUAGUGUAAUUGAGGAAAUAUUUGCACACUAUUCGACUUAGUACCUUGAUCUUUGUGUAAGACUAUGAAGAAAGAGAUAGUGUUCGCGUUUGUUUAAAGAGUAGGGUUCAAUACUUGGUGACACUUUACUAUAUAUAAGAAUCAAAGAUUUGAGUAGUAAACGGAACGAGAUCAUUAAUUCCGCUGCCACAACUCUCUAAGUACUCUCAAUCUCAAUCUCGUAAAUUAAUAAUACAAUCAUGAUAUUAUUUUUUUCAAUAUAAAGUUCUUUGGUGAAGUAUUUUGUCUAACAUCCUUACUUUUCGUGUGACCUUAGCUACUAGAAUUCCAAUCAAUGAUCUGUGGUGUCUACUUUGUGGUGGUGAGGACGAGACAACUUAACAUAUUUUUAUGCAUUAUAACUUUGCGUAUCAGCUUUGACAGUUUUUGCUUUGGGAUUUUAUACCAAUUGGGAUGUUUUUGUAUGCACCGAUAAAGAUGCCAAUUGUUAAAAACUUACAUUGUAUAUACGUGACAGUAAAUUCUCAAAAUUAAUGAAAACAUGUGAGAUACAUAUAAGUAUAUAUAAUAACUAUACAUUUAGUAUUUAAUGAUAAAACUUUAACUGAUGCUUUGAAUUUAUAAAAAAAAAUAAAAUUAAAUAAGUAUGGCCACACAAAGAUCAACAUUAAAAUAUGCUGAGUUUGGCUACUAAUUUGCCAUUAAUUUAAUUCAACAUUGUCGGCAAGAAAAAUUAUUAAAAUGCUAAAUUAGAUUGAAAGAAAAAAAAAAAAGUCUAGUCUACUAAUUGUUCCGACUUGUUUUUGAUAAAUUUCAAUCAAAAUCAUAUCCAAUUACCAAAAAAAAAAAAACCUAUUUUUGGGACAAAUACUAAGUAUAGGAGAAGAAUUUUAUUGACGUGGUAAAAUUCAAAUGGUCCGUUAAAAAAACUGAAAUGGAUCCAACCACAGAGGAUAAAACAAAUCCAUCGGAACUCACACUACACAUCAAGGCAGUAGCGGUGGCACGCAGGUACAGGCGUUAGGCGUAGUCCCAACACUCAAAAAUCUCACAUCCCUCGAUCUCUCUCUUCUCUCUCUGCUUUUUCUGUCGUUCAGAUCUAGGGUUUCAUCACAAAACAAUGAUAGAGCUUCUGUACAUGGUGAUCCUCACCGAAAUGGUGCUGAUUCUGACCUUAGUUUUCAAAACCCCUUUGAGGAAGCUGGUUCUCAUGGCUUUGGAUAAGAUUAAGCGAGGCAGAGGUCCCGUAAUGGUCAAGACCGUCGCCAUGACUGUCUUCGUUCUGCUCAGCUUCAGCGUCUACAGUAUUGUCAACAUCCAAAACAGCACGAUCGAGGCUGGUGCCGUUAAUCCGACUGACCAGGUUCUUAUGGCCAGGCACAUGUUGGAAGCUUCUCUCAUGGGAUUCAUGCUAUUCCUCUCUUUGAUGAUUGAUAGACUACAUCAUUACAUUAGAGAACUUCGAUUACUGAGGAAGACUAUGGAAGCUGCAAGGAAACAAAACCGAAGUCACGAGGAUGGGAAAAAUAGUAGUGCAGAGGAGCUUAAGACAUUGGAACAAGAUAUGGUUACACUGAGGGGAAGGAUCAAGAAGCUGGAGUCUGAGUGUGAGGCGAAAACAGGGGAGGCAAAGGCAUCUGAAGCUAAAGUUGAGGCACUUAGAAAACAGUCUGAAGGAUUGCUUAUGGAAUAUGAUCACUUGUUAGAGGAAAAUCAAAACCUUCGGAACCAGCUAGAGUCAAUUGACCAAAACCCUCAGCAUGAUAACAAAAAGAGCAUGUGAAGAAUUUUCAGACGGAAGUAAACAAGAAAAGCUCUUUCUAGCAUUGUCUGAGGGUAUCUUAGAUAUGACGUUAUUAAAGAGAGCAAUAGGAAGGCAGUGAUUAAUCUUUACAAUUGGCUUUCGUUCAAUGUGAAUUUGUAGUCAGAAUAUAUGCAAUAUUUGGUUAAAUUUUCAAAUGCAAUGGUUAAAAAUAUGUAUACCCAUUAAACGUA